CCCAGUUGGCACAGACAAAAGCCAUAAACAAGAAUUGAAUUGAAUUGAAUAAUUUAUAUUUAAUUCGUGUCUUAAAUGUCAGAUAAAUAGUCCAUACAUAAGUCCCAAAUUAUCUAUACCUUAUUAAAGUGACUCACUAAACCAUAUAACAUAGUACGGUAGUGAUCGAGCGAGAAGCGAGCUUUACUUCACUUUUUGGAUUUUAACACAAAGACUAAAAUUGUAUGUAUUAAAAUGAAUAGUGAAUGGUAUGACUUGAUAGGCCGACCUAAAUAUGUAGUUGCACCUAUGGUCGAUGCCAGUGAGCUGGCUUGGAGGUUAUUAAGUAGGAAACAUGGGGCUACACUUUGCUAUACGCCAAUGUUGCAUAGUACAGUUUUCACAAAGGACCCAAAAUAUCGAAAAGAAAACUUUACAACUUGCAGUGAAGAUCGCCCAUUGAUUGUUCAGUUCUGUGGUAAUAAUCCAGAAACAAUGGUUGCUGCCGCAAAAUAUGUUGAGAAAGAUUGUGAUGCUAUUGAUAUAAACCUUGGAUGUCCACAAUCAAUUGCUAAACGUGGCAGGUAUGGUUCUUUCCUUCAAGAUGAUUGGGAACUUUUAAGAAAAAUGGUAACUGCAAUGUCUGAAUCAGUUUCCGUGCCUAUAUCAUGCAAAGUUCGAAUUUUCGAAAGUGUAGAAAAAUCCAUACAAUAUGCAUUAAUGUUGCAAAAUGCAGGAUGCAAGUUAUUAACAGUUCAUGGCAGAACAAGGGAACAGAAGGGACCACUGACAGGUAUAGCACGUUGGCAGCACAUUAAAGCUAUUAGAGAAGCCGCAUGUAUUCCAGUGUUUGCAAAUGGAAAUAUACAGUGCUUGGAAGAUGUCCACAGGUGUUUAGAAUACACCAAAGUGGAUGGUGUAAUGAGUGCAGAAGGUAAUCUUACCAACCCUGCUAUCUUUGAAGGAAUCAAUGCAAUCACCUGGGAGGUUGCAUUGGAAUAUCUUGAUUUUGUACAGAAAUAUUCGUGUCCAUCAUCUUAUAUAAGAGGCCAUUUGUUUAAGAUUUUCCACAAAAUAUUUACAUUUGAAAGUAAUAACUGUGAAAGGCAAUUGUUAGCUACAGCUCAAUGUUUGGAUGACUUUAGACAAGUGUGCCUUAAAAUAAAGCUAACAUAUUUACCUUAUCACCAAGGACAAUUAACUUUUGAGAAUACUGAAGGCAUUACCAGAAAUGGAUGUAAUUUAAUAUUACCACCAUGGUUGUGCCAACCAUAUGUUAGGAUAUCUCCAGAAGAACACACACAGAAAAUGGAAAAUUUGUCUCGAAACCAGAAUGACGCUAAAAGAAGUCCCGAAGGUCUAGAUGGAAAUGUCAUAUCUAGAAAAAAAAUGAAGAAAAUCCGACGAAUAUUGAGAAGGCCGGUCAAACCAGAUGCUGAGCAAGCUGGCAGAACUAGCGAAAUUUGCGUUAAUAAUACUUGCCCUAAUCCUUUGGGUGGUAAAUGUGAAUACCGGCUUUGCAAAAAAUGUUGUAAAAAUAAAUGUUUUGAGGAGGACUUAGAUUGCAAAGGACAUAGAAUACUUGUGCAUAGUAGGCGUGAAAUGGCGAAAAAGUUUGCGCAUCAAAACGAAGUACAAUGUUUAGCAUAGAAUCUCCUCGUACGACACCCGUGGGAAGAGAAGGAGUAGGAGGACUCGGAGGAGAGAGUAGAGAGUAGGAGGCCGUCACUACUCGGUACGCAUAUUUAAAGUAACUUAGUAGAACUCCAGCCGCUUAAGAGGAUACCCUCUUCUAUCUAAAUACAAGAGAAUUAAAGGACGUUGUUUGUCGUAUAUUUUGAAGAAGGGCGUUUAACAAUUUAACGGUCAAAUAAUAGGUAUGGAAAGCUUCAGUCAGUGGCGUGAAUAGAGGGUAUGCACAGGGUAUGCAGGUGAUAUAAAAUGAAGAAAUUCUCCAGUACGAGUUAUAAAAAACUCAAGGAUAUUAAGUUUUUUAUAACUCUUACUGGAGAUUUUAGAUCUUUGAAUCGAGUUAUGAUUCGGAAAGGCAAAUAGGUUAUCA
Messenger RNA from Pararge aegeria (speckled wood butterfly), 2041 nucleotides. It is a transcript of the gene Dus1, whose product is annotated as tRNA-dihydrouridine(16/17) synthase [NAD(P)(+)]-like. Gene Ontology annotation, molecular function: flavin adenine dinucleotide binding; tRNA dihydrouridine synthase activity. The transcript is spliced from 8 exons. Lineage: Eukaryota; Metazoa; Arthropoda; Insecta; Lepidoptera; Nymphalidae. Bases 235 to 1629 code for a protein of 464 amino acids. Gene Ontology annotation, biological process: tRNA processing. The record is from RefSeq and is a predicted model, not a curated record.